This is a messenger RNA of Cornus florida, 2310 nucleotides long. RefSeq lists its product as uncharacterized. The transcript has 5 exons. NCBI's taxonomy places the organism in Eukaryota, Viridiplantae, Streptophyta, Magnoliopsida, Cornales, Cornaceae. The record is from RefSeq and is a predicted model, not a curated record. Bases 458 to 1918 code for a protein of 486 amino acids.
UCUCCCAAUUUGUUUGUUCUAAAAACUGAAAUGGGUAUUGCUUAAUUUCCUUGAUUUGGGUUGUGAAAGUCAGUGAACUGUCAGCUGAAAAUUGGAGUUCCCAAAUACCAUCUUUUCACAACAAGGGAGAUGAAAUCUGGUUGAUUUCUUAAUUUUUUGAGUUGGUUCUGGGACGGUUUUGAUUUUUGGAUUCUGGAAGGGUUGAUAAUGAUGGGUCAACUAAUUUUCUUCUAGUGGAGUGUUUGGCUGGUUCUGCUUGGCUAUUUGCUGUCUGAGGGUUAACAAAAGUGUCUGAUCUACUACUCUGAUUUAGAUAUUACUAAUGCAUCUAUUAUGUACGGCUUUUCUUUGUUUUAAGCUUCAAAUGGGAUUUGAAAUCUGGAGGCUUUAAGUUCCAGAACAUACCGCGUGCGGAAUUUAUUGUGUUCUCUCUUGUGUGACACCACAGAGAAGCCUGAUGGGUUCCAGAUUCCCAUCUCAUCAGCUUAGCAAUGGUCUUUAUGUAUCAGGCCGGCCUGAACAGCCAAAAGAAAGGACUCCAACCAUGAGCUCAACAGCCGUGCCUUACACUGGUGGAGAUAUCAAGAGGUCGGGAGAGCUUGGGAAAAUGUUCGAUAUCCCUGUAGAUGGCUCAAAGUCGAGGAAAUCUGGACCUAUACCCAAUGCCCCUUCGAGGACUGGAUCUUUUGCAGGUUCAGCCUCGCAUUCAGGACCAAUCAUGGCUAAUGCUGCAGUUAGAGCUAGCUAUUCCACAUCAGGUCCUGUAUCAUCUGCUGGGAUUCCUGGUUCAGCUUCAGUAAAGAAGUCAAAUUCCGGUCCGCUGAAUAAACAUGGGGAACCAAUAAAGAAGUCAUCUGGCCCUCAAUCGGGUGGAGUGACACCAAUUACCCGCCAAAACUCAGGCCCUCUACCACCAGUUCUCCCUGCAACAGGUCUCAUUACAUCUGGUCCCAUCUCUUCUGGCCCAUUAAAUUCCUCGGGGGCUCCACGGAAAGUUUCUGGUCCUUUGGAUUCAAUGGGGUCUGUGAAACUACAUGGAUCCUCUGUUACACACAACCAGGCUGUCACAUCUCUCAACCAGGAUGAUGAUUUUUCCUUUAAGAGGAACUUACCAAAGCCAAUCUUGUGGUCAAUGAUUCUGCUAUUUGUGAUGGGGUUCAUUGCUGGUGGUUUCAUUCUUGGGGCAGUCCACAAUGCUAUUCUCCUCAUUGUUGUUGUGGUUCUAUUUGGCAUUCUUGCUGCAUUAUUCACUUGGAAUACUUUUUGGGGAAGAAGAGCUAUCAUAGGUUUUAUUGCUCAUUAUCCGGAUGCCGAGCUUAGAACAGCAAAAGAUGGGCAAUAUGUGAAGGUUUCUGGGGUGGUGACAUGUGGAAAUGUACCCCUUGAGUCAUCCUUCCAAAAAAUUCCUAGAUGUGUCUAUACAUCUACAAGCUUGUACGAGUAUCGAGGAUGGGAUUCAAAAGCUGCCAACCCUACGCAUCGUCGUUUUACAUGGGGGCUUAGGUCAUCAGAAAGUCAUGCAGUUGAUUUCUACAUCUCUGAUUUCCAGUCUGGAUUGAGAGCAUUGGUUAAGACAGGAUAUGGCGCAAGGGUGACUCCUUAUGUGGACGAAUCUGUUGUUGUUGAUGUCAACCCUUUGAAUAAAGAUUUAGCUCCAGAAUUUAUCAGGUGGUUGGGAGAGAGGAACCUUUCCAGUGAUGACCGUGUGAUGCAACUGAAAGAAGGGUACAUCAAAGAAGGAAGCACGGUUAGUGUAAUGGGAGUCGUCCAAAGGAAUGAAAAUGUGCUUAUGAUUGUCCCUCCAUCAGAGCCAUUUACCGCAGGAUGCCAGUGGGCUAAAUUAAUCCUUCCUGCUAGCCUUGAGGGUAUUGUUUUGAGAUGUGAGGAUGCAUCAAAGAUUGAUGUCAUACCAGUGUAAUAGCAUGCGUGUGCAUCAUCAACCCUUUUAGGAACUGUUUUUUGAAAAUUACUUAGCUAUCUCCUUUUCUGGAUGCUGCUGCUGGUGGUAAUGGCAAUGAUGGGUGGCAAUUAAUGUGUUUCAUAUUUACUUCUGUAAAUAGUUAUUAGGGUUUUUUUUUUUUAAUUAUUCUUAUAGCUUGAAAGGUUUUGUAAGGAAUGGGUUGAUAUUGUGCAGUGGGGAUAUUUACAUGUGGUUUGAACAGAUUAUGAUUGUGUAAAAAGUGGGGAAAAAAAAAUGGCGAUUGAGUAUUGUGUUUGAUUUAGAACUGAGUUUUGGGUCUUUUCAAAUGCAGACUGUCACAUAAGAGCAUUUGACAAUGUCAUUAUGAUAGUCAUCAGAUUUGGAUUUCA